UCGGAAGCUCAGAGCAUGAAAAAGUGCAGUCGUCUAAACCUACCGCAUGGUCAUACGACAAACUAUGCUGAAGACACUUGUCCGUUUCCAUUAAACGGCUUCAGAUACUUUGCGUCCAGAGCGCACUCUGGGUUCGUUUUCAGUCGAACCGGCAGUUGAACGACAGACUGUUGAUUUUGACGAGAUUGCCAGGAUUGACAGAGCUCCUGACUGGGAUAUGCGCUUUGCGGAUGGCGCGCUGAACCAAAAGACAGCAGAAGCAGCAACUUUGUUUCCACAUUGACCAAAGCAUAUUUUAUACAAGAGUGAAGAAGAAAGACUCUUAGCGCUUUCAACGCGUCUAGCGCUGCAGCACGUGUAGGAUUUUUGUGCGCAAUUAAAAGUUGAGACUGUUGUAGUGCAUGGGCACAGACCUGGCUAUGGUGGAGCAGACGCACACCAGCAGCAGCAGCAGUAGCGACGUGCUCCCCGGCGACUCCAUUGAUUCUGGGGAGAUGGACUUAGACAUGGACGCCUCUCCGACUCCAGGCUCUCCAAAUUCAGCCGGUGAUAAAAUGGACAUUGCCUGGUGCAAAACCCCAUCGGGACACAUCAAGAGGCCAAUGAACGCAUUCAUGGUCUGGUCGCAGAUUGAGAGGCGCAAGAUUAUGGAGCAGUCGCCGGACAUGCACAACGCGGAGAUCUCCAAGAGACUCGGCAAGCGCUGGAAACUUUUAAAAGACAGCGACAAGAUCCCCUUCAUCCGCGAGGCCGAGCGCCUGCGGCUCAAGCACAUGGCAGACUAUCCAGACUACAAAUAUCGACCUCGGAAGAAGGUGAAGUCAUCCAGCGGAAAGACUGGAGAGAAGGCGGAGCGCGUGAGCGCUAGCCCCGGCGCCAAGUCUGCAUCCAAAAAGAGCUCGAAAACUCUCAGCAGGACGCACAGAAAGUCCACAACGCUCGAGCUGACCUCACACUCCGUCCCUGCAGACCACCACGCACUCUACAAAUCCAGGUCCGUGUCCGCCGCCAAACAAAUCCCAGAGAAACCAGCAAAGCGCGGGCAUGUGUACGGGGGAUGCAGCACAGACAGCAGCCCGCCCUCUGUCGCGGUGCCGGCCAGUCCCACCCUGAGCAGCUCGGCGGAAUCCAGCGACCCGCUGAGCUUGUACGAGGACGGGCUCGCGAGCGGAAAGGAAGACGCGGAGCCUGCCGCGCGCUUCAAGUACACCCGCGCGCCGUCUCCGACGCCCUCCGCCUCGCACUCGUACUCCUCGCAGUCAUCCUCCUCGGAUGAGGAGUUCGAGGACGAGCUGGCGGACCCCAGCCCUGGCUUUGACAGCUUCAGCACCUUUGGCACAGCGCCUCUGGACAGAGAUUUGGAGUUCAACUUUGAGUCGGGCUCCGGCUCGCACUUUGAGUUCCCCGACUACUGCACACCAGAGGUGAGCGAGUUGAUGAUAUCAGGGGACUGGCUCGAAUCCACGAUAUCUAACUUGGUGUUCACUUAUUGAGCGCUAGUUAUGAAAGGACAGCUUUGAGAGAAAAAAAAAACACUCAAAAUGACUGGAGGGCUGCAAACUCCUCCGAGACGAGUCAGACGACGAGUCAACGACAUGAUUCCUCGUGUUUAUCAUGCAUCAGAUACUGUGGGUUUUCAUUAUCCACUGACAAGAGUGCAGAUGAAAGUGCUUAGCUUGCUCGUUUGGUGCUGGAGGGAGGCGCGCUUUGGACGCAGAGGAAGGCAUUGCGCGGUGGCGAGUUGACGUUGUGCGCCCUCUUCGACUUAAAAAGGGACGUUUUUAAAGAGAAAAAAAAGUCUGGUCUGAAUGCUUGUUGUGCUGGAGGUACUGAGCGGAGAGCAUGCGAGCGAUUCAUUUGCUCGCGCUUGAGAUUGUUUACCAGAAUCGUUUGUUAGACCAGAGUCGCAUGCUUUCAUUACGAUUUAACUACGAAAGGCUGUCGAGAAGCGUAACUGAUGUUGAUUGAUUCUUUGAAACCGAAUGGCAGACGCAAAAACAAACACAAUCACCAGCUUUUCUGUCGUCAUGACAUCAGGAUUCAGACGCAACUCAGAUGAUUCGACUCUUUUACACUACAAAUCAGGACCAAAAUUCAUCAGAGGAGCGUUUAUUCUCUCUCUCUCUAUCUCUCUCUCUCUCUGUCUGCUUUUUACUUUUUCAUCCUCGAGUAACUUUUCUGCGCUGGCAUUUUUAUACUCUCGAUGUAUUUAUAACGGCCAAACAUUGCUCCUCUAACUCCCCUCAGUCCGUUGUGUUCUAGUCAGUCUGUUGUGUGUAUAGGCUACUACACAUGCACAUGUCCGUCUGUCUCGCGGAAGGGCUAGACUUGUUUCGUAUUAUUUAAUUGAUGACCUCUCACAUGGAACGGAGAUUAAAUGUUUCAUUAUUUUCUGAGUGUAUUUUUGUACAAAAUCUAUCGAGGGGGUGUCAAUCGGUGAAUAUCGCUGUUUGGAUUUCCGAUUUUUAAAAGCAGGGGGUUGGGUUGUCUCCAAAAUCUGCCCCCUAAACAUGUUUACAGUGUCAAUCCACAGGCUUCUUAAAGAGACAGUAUCUGCAUUUCAACGACCAAUCGUCAUUAGCCUACGAUGCGCGCGCUGAGUGAGGUGUUUUAUGUAGCUGCAGCAGCGAAGGCUGCGAUUUAUUGGGGAUACUGUACCUUUUGAAUACCGACUUCUUUGUGCUUUUUCUAGUGACACGUUUCGGUUUGAACCACUGGAUGGAAUUACAGAUACGGUCGAAAUGCCUAUAAUUCAUGAACAAUGAAGUACAUCUUCACUCCAUAAUUGUACAAGGAUAUUUAAUCUUUUCUACUUGUUGGCUAAAUGUAGCUAAUUGUUUUAGUAUAUUAUGGCAUGGCGAAUAGCAUUUUGUAUUUCUCAAUUCAGGUUUAUGUAGAGCAGUUGUGUUUAAGGCAGAGGAUCAACAUGAAGAUUUCUAUGUACAAUGACUGUAAAAUAAGUAAAAGAUUGCGUGUUUAUGUCUGACAAUGAUAUAUCAUGACAGGAGCGAGAACAUAUAUCUUUAUACAUCCCUAUGUUUAAGAGUGUUGUUCAUGACUUUUGGAAUAUAUAGAUAUGUUUUAUUGUUUCAUUUUGUGCAAUAUGCUGUGUACAAUAUUGUUUUGUCUUGCCAUACCAUAUCUCAACAUUUGAGUAGUGAACUCAAAAAGCCAGCCAAUUGUGUCAAGUCACUGCCUGUCAGACCUCUGUACAGAACUUUGUCUUUUUCCAAGAAGGAAAUAAAAUCAGCUGGAACUGAA
Messenger RNA from Danio rerio (zebrafish), 3261 nucleotides. RefSeq names its product SRY-box transcription factor 4a (gene sox4a). NCBI's taxonomy places the organism in Eukaryota, Metazoa, Chordata, Actinopteri, Cypriniformes, Danionidae. Gene Ontology annotation, cellular component: nucleus. The record is from RefSeq and is marked provisional. Gene Ontology annotation, molecular function: DNA binding; DNA-binding transcription factor activity, RNA polymerase II-specific.